UCCGUGACCCGGAAGUGUCGCUGAAGGAGAAGUUGAUGAUAACAACGCAGCUAACCAGACAUUCUCGCUAUUAGAACGGUGACAAGAAAGGGCACAAAUCUCUCUCUCUCUCUCUCUCUAGGCUCUUGUCACUCUGGGGACUCUUGGAGCUUCUCUCUCUCUGUGUGUGUGUGUGUGUGUGUGUGUGUGUGUGUGUGUGUGAGAGAGAGAGAGUGAAAGAGAGGAAAAAGUCAGUGUGUAUUCUCUGCACCUCCUUGGAGGAUGACCAUGGAAGAGAUGAGGCUUGAAACCGAGACAAACUCCAUGGUCUCCAUGACGCUUUACGCUGUCAUGUAUCCAGUUUUUAACGAGCUGGAGAGGAUCAACUUGUCAGCUGCCCAGACACUGAGGGCAGCCUUCAUCAAGGCAGAGAGGGAGAACCCAGGCCUAACUCAGGACAUCAUAAUGAAAAUUCUGGAGAAGAAAAACGUUCAGAUAAACUACACAGAGUCUCUGCUGCGCAUGGCUGCAGAUGACGUGGAAGAGUUCUUAGUGGACAGGCCAGAGCAGGAGUUCCAGGACCUAAAUGAGAAAUCCAGAGCUCUGAAACACAUCCUCAGUAAGAUACCUGACGAGAUCAACGACAGGGUACGCUUCCUACAGACAAUUAAAGACAUCGCCAGUGCUAUAAAGGAACUCCUGGAUACAGUCAAUAACGUCUUUAAGAAAUACCACUACCAGAACCGUAGGGGCGAUCAACGUGUUCAUCAGUGCGAACAGACUGAUCCACCAAACCAACCUCAUUCUGCAGACCUUCAAGACCGUCAUAUAGGUACAAUAGGGGCUUGCCUUGGAGAGGCCAUCCAAUCUUCCAACAAAGCAACAUUAAAAAUGGCAUAUGAUCGGAGAGCACCUUCUACCAGAUUUAAAUGUACAAUAGAGGCUUGUUUUGACCGGACAGUUUUAAUUUAUACCCUUGAGGUGUGUUCAACAAGGCUGAUGUUAGCAGUGAAAUACAUCAGCUUUUAAACUGUUAGCUAACGUUAGUGAAUGUUUUAAUGGCCAAAAUCUAGCUGAAGAACUUCAGCAUAUGUGAUAGCUUUUUUAGUUAUCCCUAGCUACUGUUUAAUUGUGUGAAUCAGCAUUUUAAAGUUUUGGGACAGUCUUGUUCAUCAGGCUGUGACGAUAACAGUAUGACAAUAUUUUUUUCAAUUUUUCUUUGGUCCUAUAAAAACUUGCUGUAUGUAAAAUAUUCUGUGCUAUAUCUUAGAAAUUAAAUAAAUGUGACAAGAAUGAUAUUUGUUUCUAAAAUUAGGGCUGUUUAUCUAAAGAUGUAAAAUGAGCUUUUUGUUUCUUGCCAUGUUAUUAAUGAUACUGGUAUAUUCCUGGCCCUACUUGUUGAACACACACCUGGUCUUGUUAGAAGUAGAGGAGACGAGGCAUUUGUCAGACUAAUUGCCAUUUUUGAUAAUAUAUAUUCAUGUGAUUACUUUACAUUAGGCUCAAGGUAGAAGUUGCCCCUAACCACAUAUCUAGGAUCAGAUUACCUUUCCCCAAUCCUAACUUUACCUGUUACCUGUUUUGUUGUUUUGACUGUGUACUCUAGCAUUUUGGAUUUGAAAUGAUACAAUGACUAUGAGGUUAAAGUGCAGACUGUUGGCUUUAAUUCGAGGGUAUUUUCAUCCAUAUAGGGUGAAUUGUUUAUAAAUUACAGCAUUUUCUGUACGUAGUCCUCUCAUUUUAGGGGACCAAAAGUAUUUCAUACAAAUUCACUUGUGUAUUAAAGUAGUAAAAAGUAUUUGGUCCCAUAUUCAUAUCACACAAUGACUACAUCAAGCUUGUGACUACACAUUUGUUGAAUGCAUUUGCUGUUUGUUUUGGUUGUUUUAGAUUAUUUUGUGCCCAAUAGAAAUCAAUGGUAAAUAUUGUAUUGUCAUUUUGUAGUGAGUUUUAGUGUAAAUAAGAAUAAAAUGUUUCUAAACUCUUCUACAUUAAUAUGGAUGCUACCAUGAUUAUGGAUAAUCCUGAAUAAAUUGUGAAUAAUGAUAUGAGAAAGUUAGACACAAAUAUCACCCCCCCUCCCUAAAAUAUGCUAACGUCCCCUGUUAUUGUAAUGGUAAGAGGUUAGCAUGUUUUAGGGGUAUGAUAUUUGUGCAUCUAACUUUCUCACUCAUCAUUAUUCACGAUGCAUUCAGAAUUAUCCAUAAUCAUGGUAGCAUCCACAUCGAUGUAGAAGUGUAUUCUAUGACAGUCUGCACUUUAAUCUCAUAGUCGUUGUAUAAUUUCAAAUCCAAAGGGCUGCAGUACAGAGCCAAAAUGACAACGUCAGCAGAAAUUCACUGUUCCAAUACUUUUUGAGCUCACUGUGUCUGACCCUGUGUCAGUGUUUAGGGGCAAUUUAGCCUCUUAAUCAUGCUUUCAGAACGGAAAUGGCUUUCACUACCUACUGUGCAUCUCAAGUGUCUCCCUCUCUUAAGAGAAAGCAAUAUGAUGUUCUAACCCUACUGGGUAUGACCUUUCACCUGUCCAGUCUUUACAGAGUAGUGCAGAGGAAGGGAGCGGUGUGAGGAGAGGAAACCUUGUUUGAUUAUUGAGAUGCACCCGUAUUCUACUCUCUAUUAGAAGACAGAAAACCAAAAGACUUCGGGGUAGGGGCGGACUAGGGAGGGAUCGAUUUGGGAUUCACAAAGUAACAUUCCCACACUGUCUGUGUGUGUAGCUACAGAGAGCAUGACUGAGGAGAGAGGAGGGUUUGUAAAAGGAGUCUGUCCCUGAUGUUUAAAGAUGAAGGGAUAGAAACCGCUCCAGGUUGAAGCUGUCUAUAUUUAACUGAUACUGUAUGUCUGGUGGCAAAUGUUCAAUAAAUCAUUUCCUAAUUA
This is a messenger RNA of Oncorhynchus keta (chum salmon), 2858 nucleotides long. Its product is annotated as programmed cell death protein 10-B. Gene Ontology annotation, cellular component: FAR/SIP/STRIPAK complex; Golgi apparatus. Lineage: Eukaryota; Metazoa; Chordata; Actinopteri; Salmoniformes; Salmonidae. Gene Ontology annotation, molecular function: protein kinase binding. Gene Ontology annotation, biological process: positive regulation of MAP kinase activity; regulation of Golgi organization. Bases 262 to 1008 code for a protein of 248 amino acids. The transcript is spliced from 8 exons. The record is from RefSeq and is a predicted model, not a curated record.